AUGCUCGACCACGACCUCCUCCAGAAGCUGGCAGUGCGCCCCAGCUCUACUAAAUCCACUCUGGAGCGCGCAGCCACUGGGGAGCCUUUCUUCCUGUUCAGUGACACUGCCUGGGAGCUCUUUCACCGGCUUACCCGUGAAGAGGUCGUCCACUACCUCGACACUCGUAAGCGGCAGGGCUUCAACGCUGUCCUUGCCGUCGCGCUCCCCCGAGCUCGAUCUGACACAUUCCACUCCAAAUACUUCCACCCCAACCGCUACGGCCAGGUGCCACUGAUGAACGACGACCCGCGCACCCCCAACGAGAAGUACUUUUCGCACAUUGACUGGGUCGUCCAAGCGGCAGCUGAGCGGGGCAUAUUGGUGUUCCUCGUACCUACGUGGUCGCGGUGGAUCAACGGAGCUGCGUCAUUCGGCGCCUUCCUCGGCGAACGAUACCCCUUCCUCCCCAAGAUGCUAGGCGGUGACUCGAACCCUAUUUGGACAAACGCACGGGAGAUCUGGCGUCGUUUCCGCGCGAACGGGCGAGAGGUGCACGACGUGCCGAUUCCCACCACACUCGAUUUGCCCAGGCUUGAGUGGUUUGAUGUGUUCCGCUCUAUGGGAGAAGCUAUCGCCACCGCAGAGAAGCCAUUUUGGGGACAAGCUGGGGCGCCGUUGCUCACCUACCACCCCACGGCGCUGUGGCUGCCGUGGUCGCCAGACGCCCUCGCGUCGUCGUUUUUCGGCGACGACGGGUGGCUCACCCUCGACGCCUGCCAGAGCGGACAUGCGGACACACCCAACCUCGUAUUCGACCCGCCCAUGCAUUUCUGGAACGCACGCGCCCCCCAUGCUCCCAUUAGCAAAAUGGUGGCCCAGUCCGUUGGGAAGCGACCGGUUCUGGACCUUGAAGGUCACUACGAGGGCAUGUACGUCAACCUUGCCCCUGGGUCGGGCGCAAAGUGGAACGGCGACGACAUUCGUUCGGGUGCAUGGCAGAGCGUCCUCUCGGGCGCGUGCGGUGUCGUCUAUGGCCACAACACCGUGUGGCAGAUGUACGACGUAGAGCACGCCAAAAUCGCCCCUCAGAUUGUGCCGGUUCUUGGUGUGGAGGCGAGCGAGAGCUGGAAAGAGGCUCUGAACGUGCCUGGGCCAGGAUACAUCGCCAUCCUCGCGUCCUUCUUCGGAACUCUCCCGGCGGACAUGAACCUCCAGCCUGCGCAAGACGUCCUGCUCUCGUCGGCGGCACCAGAGGCCUCGCGGGACACUGACGGCCGCGUCGACGUUAUGCGCGAUGUCUCUGCCGACUACAGCAACCUUCUUAUCGCCCACUCGGGCUCAGGUUAUGCCUUCGAGAUUGACCUUGAAGCCGUCUUUGGCGAGCACAGUGUCACCACUGCGUGGUUCGACCCACGCACUGGUACAGAGGCGCCAUUUCAGCUGUGCCCAAGGCAGACAAAGUUCACACCGCCGAGUGCGGGGUCGGUGAAGCAUGACUGGGUGCUUGUUUAUGCCGUCACAGUGAUGCAGUCCCAGUAA
Messenger RNA from Apiotrichum porosum, 1521 nucleotides. RefSeq lists its product as uncharacterized. The record is from RefSeq and is a predicted model, not a curated record. The transcript is spliced from 8 exons. Bases 1 to 1521 code for a protein of 506 amino acids. NCBI's taxonomy places the organism in Eukaryota, Fungi, Basidiomycota, Tremellomycetes, Trichosporonales, Trichosporonaceae.